CCAGUGGGCGGGCAAUGACGUUAGUUCUUGUUUAUUUAAGUAGACCAAAUACUUUCGUUUUAGUUCAACGCGCUAAACUAAGGCGAGCGGUCGUCAGAAACAUGAAGGUUCCAGCAUUUUUGCUUGUCCUGGCUGCUGUUUACUUGGAAGUGGACUCCAAGUUCAGUCCACCAAAAGUUCAUGUCUACAGCUUCAAGCCAGCAAAGUUUGGAGAUGAAAACAUGGUGAUUUGUCACGUGAGCGAAUUCCACCCCCCUGACAUCCACAUCAAGUUGUUCAAGAAUGGAGAGGAGAUCGGCGAGGCGGUCCAGACAGAUCUGAGCUUCAAGAAGAACUGGCACUUCCAUCUGACCAAGCACAUUGAGACUAAACUUGUGCAAGGAGACAAGUUCAUGUGUGAAGUCAUUCAUGGAACGAGUGCCUCAAAAUACUUCGACUGGGAGGUCAACAUGUAAGAAGAGGUCCAGUGAUCUGUGAAUUUUACCGAAUUUUACAGGAAUUUUACCUUUCAUUCCUUCACAUCUUCCAUUGAUCUGUGACUGUAGAGGGACAUUGGUGGUUCUUAAUUUGCUGUCUUCAAUCAAUCAUAUCACACUUUCAAUUAUUUUAAGGUACCGUAUUUUUCGGAGUAUAAGUCGCUCUGGAGUAUAAGUCGCACCGGCCGAAAAUGCAAGGAAAAAAACAUGUAUAAGUCGCACUGGAGUAUAAGUCGCAUUUUUUGGGGAAAUGUAUUUGAUAACACCCAACACCAAGAAUAGACAUUUGAAAGGCAAUUUAAAAUAAAUAAAGAAUAGUAAACAACAGGCUGAAUAAGUGUACGUUAUAUGAGGCAUAAAUAACCAACUGAGAACGUGCCUGGAAUAACCAACUGAGAACGUGCCUGGUAUGUUAACGUAACAUAUUAUGGUAAGAGUCAUUCAAAUAACUAUAACAUAUAGAACAUGCUAUACGUUUACCAAACAAUCUGUCACUCCUAAUCGCUAAAUCCCAUGAAAUCUUAUACGUCUAGUCUCUUACGUGAAUGAGCUAAAUAAUAUUAUUUGAUAUUUUACGGUAAUGUGUUUAAUAAUUUCACACAUAAGUCACUCCUGAGUAUAAGUCUCACCCCCCGGCCAAACUAUGAAAAAAACUGCGACUUAUAGUCCGAAAAAUACGGUACUAUCAAGUUUUUGCACUUGGCAACUGCCACUUUUUUCCACAUGAAAUAGGGUCUAAGGAAAUGGUUAAUUAAAUGUUAGCCAACAUAAUGAGUUUGGAAAACAAAUAUUGGUUUGUUUUUGUAUUAUUCUUAAUAUCUUGAUUUAUAAAAUGGGACAAAAUGUCAUGAACUUUGCUAAUAAAAAAUGUUCAUCUUUCA
Nerophis lumbriciformis (worm pipefish) is the source of this 1357-nucleotide messenger RNA. Its product is annotated as beta-2-microglobulin-like. Lineage: Eukaryota; Metazoa; Chordata; Actinopteri; Syngnathiformes; Syngnathidae. The record is from RefSeq and is a predicted model, not a curated record.